Molecule: messenger RNA, 1341 nt
Organism: Haplochromis burtoni (Burton's mouthbrooder)
Lineage: Eukaryota; Metazoa; Chordata; Actinopteri; Cichliformes; Cichlidae
Gene: pigx
Product: phosphatidylinositol glycan anchor biosynthesis, class X
Exons: 6
Coding region: 86-835 (249 amino acids)
Biological process (GO): GPI anchor biosynthetic process
Cellular component (GO): endoplasmic reticulum membrane
Source: RefSeq, a predicted model, not a curated record
AAACACUUCAAAGAAGCGCUUAAGCGGUAGUAGCUGUGCUUGAGUUAAAUAAGCACGCCUCAGCGUUGGCCAUUAUAUUUUUUUAAUGUAUUUUAAACUGUUCUAUGUUGUUUCUGCGUUGAGCUUAUUCUCGAAAUGUCUUUGUUUGGGCGAAAAGGAUGAGAUUCAGAACCACUGUGAUCUUCUGAGGCAGUGGCUUGCGCCCUCAUCAGUGAGAGUGGAGCUCAACAAAAAGGGUUUCCACAGGGAGGUGACAACUACAGUUGAGUUCAGAUCCAAAGAGCUCAGUAGUGUCAAAGUUUUGCUGAUUCAUAGAUGGCCCAGAGAUGUCUAUGUUGAUCCAUAUCAACUUGCAUCCCUUAGUGAUCAAAACGAUUGGAAGAUGUUACUAGAUUCAGCCAUUGACCUUGAGGUUCCUGCUCACAAAGCUUCAGGAUUUGUCACCUAUGUGUAUCCUUUCUCCACUGGACCAACUUCCAAGUUAUUCAAAGUAACAAUUCCAAUACAUGGUCGCUACCACAAGCCCUCGUUUGAUGGAAAAAUGUUUAAAUCUGUUGACAUAGAAGUUCCAGAGCUGCUGCUGCGGUCAGAAAAAUGCGCACAGCUCAGCAGCUUAGAGCCUCACAGAGUUGUGGAUGCACCAUGCACUGCCAGCAAUUCAAGCACUUGUUCUUGGGUUAAAGUCAAGCCUCAGCAGGAUCUCAAUCCAGUGAGUUUCCAGCUCCCAGUGGGUGAUGGGUCUUUGGUGGCACACGUAUGCGGAGGGACUCUUCUUGUCACAAUGAUCUGCUGUGUGGCACUGUCCAAAUACAUGUGGAAACAUCAAGUCAUUUAAAUAGCUAAAAUUGUACUGGCAUUUUUAUUUUUUUAUCAAACUGACAAGGAAGAGGCACUUUCAGUGUUGUCAUCUUAUCUGCAGAAAUGUUGCAGCAGAGAACAGGACUAAUUGAGAUGGGAAAGAAUAUUGAGAUAUUGCUGAAACAACAGAUAAAUGCUGAAAGAUAUCAGAAUUUAUCUUUUUCCAUUCCAGCUAAUGUAACUAUGUUUAUCUUUGUGAAUCCUGCAACCUGUGCAAGCAUUUUUCCUGCUAUGACCUCAUUUUGGGAGGAUCAUGAUUCUUUAUCUGUUCAGUUUAGCGCACCUAAUUAAGGAACAUGUUUUUAUCAAUUAAUUUGUUCAGUUUUGGGCUAUUUGGUUGUGAUUUUCAUUUAUUUUUGACUGUAAAAUGGGCUAUUAUAAUAACACAAUUAUAAAACUGGAGUCUACAGUAGUAUAAUCUGUAUUUUAACACUGAAUAAAAUGUAUAUAGUUCAGAUUGCUAUAAAUACAAUAUAACAACAA